UCCCCGCCUCACCGGCCGUCCAGGAGGAGCCUAUGGCUGGGCCCGCCACCCACGUUGCCCCCAUGCUGUUCCUUGCCCUCCUGGUGUUUCUGGAGCUGAGCCUGGCGGGCUCCCUGGGCCCUGGAACCCCUGCUCGAAACCUCCCUGAGAAUCACAUCAACCUUCCAGGCCCAGCACUGUGGACACCUCAGGCCAGCCACCACCACCGGCGGGGCCUGGGCAAGAAGGAGCGGGGGCCAGGCAUGCCUGGCCGGGCACAGGAUGGAGCUGUGGUCACCUCCACCAGGCAGGCCUCCAGGCUGCCAGGGGCAGGGGGCCUGCUGCCUGGGCAAAGUCCUGCAGGCCUGCUGCAGGACAAGAGUCUACUCCUGGGGCUGGCCCUGCCCUACCCUGAGAAGGAGAACCGGUCUCCAGGGAAGAGGCGCAGCAGGGAGCACAAGAGACGCAGGGAGAGGUUGAAACUGCACAGAGGCCGAGCUUUGGUCCGAGGCCCCAGCUCCCUAAUGAAGAAGGCGGAGCUCUCCGAAGACCAGGCGCUGGACGCUGCCAUGGAGGAGUCGUCCACCAGCCUGGCCCCUACCAUACUCUACCUCACCACCUUUGGGGCAGCACCUGCCACGGAAGAGUCCCUCAUCCUGCCUGUCACAUCCCUGUGGCCCCAGGCUCAGCCCAGGCCUGACGGGGAGGUGAUGCCCACGCUGGACAUGGCCUUGUUCGACUGGACCGAUUAUGAAGACUUAAAACCUGAGGCCUGGCCCUCCGCCAGAAAGAAAGAGAAGACCCGGGGUAAACUCUCCAGUGAUGGCAAUGAGACAUCCCCCGCCGAGGGGGAGCCGUGCGACCAUCACCACGACUGCCUGCCAGGGACCUGCUGUGACCUGCGGGGGCACGUCUGCAUGCCCCACAAUCGGGGCCUCAACAACAAAUGCUUCGACGACUGCAUGUGUGCGGAAGGGCUGCGCUGCUAUGCCAAGUUCCACCGGAACCGCAGGGUCACACGGAGGAAGGGGCGCUGCGUGGAGCCCGAGACGGCCAACGGCGACCAGGGGUCCUUCAUCAACGUCUAGUGGCCCAGGUUGAGGCGCCUCCCCGCAGGCCUGGGGGGACUGAGCGCUGGAGGUUUGGAGAAGCGACAAUUUGUUUAUAACUA
Eptesicus fuscus (big brown bat) is the source of this 1150-nucleotide messenger RNA. RefSeq names its product dorsal inhibitory axon guidance protein (gene DRAXIN). Bases 33 to 1067 code for a protein of 344 amino acids. The transcript has 7 exons. NCBI's taxonomy places the organism in Eukaryota, Metazoa, Chordata, Mammalia, Chiroptera, Vespertilionidae. Gene Ontology annotation, biological process: Wnt signaling pathway; axon guidance. Gene Ontology annotation, cellular component: extracellular region. The record is from RefSeq and is a predicted model, not a curated record.